This is a messenger RNA of Drosophila yakuba, 8629 nucleotides long. It is a transcript of the gene mahe, whose product is annotated as ATP-dependent RNA helicase dbp2. Lineage: Eukaryota; Metazoa; Arthropoda; Insecta; Diptera; Drosophilidae. Bases 527 to 3415 code for a protein of 962 amino acids. Gene Ontology annotation, molecular function: RNA helicase activity; RNA binding; ATP binding. The record is from RefSeq and is a predicted model, not a curated record. The transcript has 4 exons. Gene Ontology annotation, cellular component: cytoplasm; ribonucleoprotein complex; nucleus.
CAUCGACUUUUGUUCCAGCUCUAUAGUUCACAUGCAACUUACUGCUGAGCGCGUUUUUUUUUGUUGUAAAAAUCUAAAGUACAAGAAUUAGAUUUAGUUAACUCGCUCCUAGUGUUUAAACAAGUACACCUUUAGUUAGCUUUACGGUUACUUUCCCGUGGCGAAGGAAUAAUUGCAAAAUAAUUACCAUUAGCUCUCGGCAAAAGUUGAGCGAAGCAAAAAGAGAAGUUUGCAAGAAGAGGCGUGUGAGCGUGACGAAGAGAGCGAGAGAGCGCAGAAUAUCGAAUCGAACGGAACAGGGCGAGGAAAGGGAACGUGAACGAAACGGAUCGAAAAAAUCGAAGAGACUUGGACAACCGAAGAAAACCCCACAUCCAAAACACAAAAACCCGGUUGCCUGGGGAGCAAAUGUCAAAUUGCUGCGCAUAAAUACAUUAAUUUGAAGCUCCCCGCACAAGUGAGGCUCAUCCAAAAUUUCACACACAGGCAGCAGUUGUCGCAACAGGAAAAAAGGAUUCAGCACACGAUGUACGCCGGAGCAUAUGCACCCAACGCCGGCGGCGUUCAACAGCACACGGGCGGCGGUUACUAUGGCAAUGGUGCCGCUGCAGGAGGUGGCGGCAAUGGUGCCCCACGCCACGAGCGUCCCUACUAUCCGCGCAGCAAUUUCGCCGGCGCCGCCGGUGGAGCUGCCAUCAAUGGAGCAGCCACUGCCGCUGGUAGCAUGCACUUUGGCCAGCCUUAUGGCGUGAUGACCUAUGGCAUCCAGAAUGGUCUGGGAAUGGGAGCCGCCGGCUCUGGUGCCGGUAAUCCUUAUCGCCAGCAAAACGGUGUUGCCUUCGCCGGUAAUGGCCUCGGAGGAGGCGCCGGCGGUGGUGGCGGUGCCGGAUCCAGUGGAGCUGGCGGCUAUGGAGGACCGCGUGGCAAAAAUCCAAACUACGCACAGCGCUAUCAGAAGCCGCACAACGGCGGCGGAGGUGGCGGUGGCUACCAAAGCAAUAACUACAAUGCUGCCGCCUUAGGCAUGCUUUCCAAAGAGGAACGCGCCGAGAUCCAACGCGAAAAGGCCAAGAAUCCCGGCCGCAAUCUAGUGAAACCCAAGUGGGAGAAUCUUGAGCCCUUCCACAAGGAUUUCUACAACAUUCAUCCGAAUACACUGGCCAAAUCAGAGCAGCAGGUGGCCGACAUACGCCGCGAACUGGAAAUCACAGUGUCUGGUAACGAACUACCGCACCCGGUGGUCAGUUUUGAGGAGAGCUCACUGCCCGCUCACGUCAUUGAAGAGAUGAAGCGCCAGGGAUUCACCAAGCCCACUGCUAUCCAGUCGCAGGGCUGGCCCAUCGCCUUAAGUGGCCGCGAUUUGGUUGGCAUUGCCCAGACCGGUUCCGGCAAGACGCUGGCAUACAUGCUGCCGGCCAUCGUACACAUUGGCAAUCAGCCACCCAUAUUACGCGGUGAAGGACCCAUUGCACUGGUGCUGGCGCCCACCCGGGAGCUGGCCCAGCAGAUCCAAUCGGUGGUGCGAGACUAUGGACAUCUGUGCAAGCCCGAGAUCCGUCACACUUGCAUCUUUGGCGGCUCAUCGAAAGUGCCGCAGGCACGCGAUCUUGACCGCGGCGUCGAAGUAAUCAUCGCCACACCGGGACGACUGAUUGAUUUCCUUGAGAAUCGCAACACCAACUUGCAGAGAUGCACUUAUCUAGUGCUGGACGAAGCCGAUCGCAUGCUGGACAUGGGCUUCGAGCCGCAGAUCCGUAAGAUCAUUGAGCAAAUUCGUCCCGAUCGCCAAGUCGUAAUGUGGUCCGCCACCUGGCCAAAGGAGGUGCAGGCCCUAGCCGGUGACUUUUUAAACGAUUAUAUCCAAAUUAACAUUGGCUCCAUGAACCUAUCGGCCAACCACAACAUCCGCCAGAUUGUCGAGAUCUGCACCGAAAUGGAGAAACCGCAGCGCUUGGUGCGCUUACUCAAUGAGAUCGCUCCCACCAAGAAUUCGGCCAACAAUGGCAACAAGAUCAUCAUCUUUGUGGAGACCAAGAUCAAGGUGGAGGACAUCUUGCAGAUCAUCCGUACCGAAGGUUACACCGCCACCUCAAUUCACGGCGACAAGACACAGAAUGAGCGUGAUUCAGUGCUAAAGGAUUUCCGCAACGGCAAGUCCAACAUUCUGAUUGCCACCGAUGUGGCCUCGCGCGGUCUUGAUGUGGAGGAUCUGCAGUACGUGAUUAACUAUGAUUACCCCAACUCAUCGGAGAAUUACGUGCACCGCAUCGGGCGCACUGGCCGAUGCCAGCAGCUGGGAACUGCCUACACCUUUUUCACGCCCGACAAUGCCAAGCAGGCGCGUGAACUGAUCUCUGUGCUUGAAGAGGCUGGCCAGACGCCGUCGCAGGCGCUUUUGGACUUGGCUCGUUCGAUGCCAAGCUCGGGCGGCUAUCGUGGCAACAAGCGCUGGAACAACAACGGUGGCGGCGAUCGCAACACUGGCGGUCACAACGGCGUCUAUCAGCAGCGCAAUAGCAAUCCGCUGAAUUACCAGGCCGGUAACAACUAUAACAACAAUCGCAGCGGCCCCUUAACUGGCGGUAGCUACCAGCAGUAUGCCGCUGGCGGCAAUAGCUAUCAACAGAAUGGUGGUGGUGGCGGCGGCGGCGGUAAUUGGAACCGCAUGAAUCAAAUGGGACAGGAUGGCGGAGCUGGACAGCAGCAGCGAAAUGGCAACACCUAUCGCCCGAGGGCUCCCUUCAACAAUGGCGGACCACGUGCCAUUAUGGGCCAUCAGGGUGGCGCCGGCGGAGCAGGCGGCGUGGGCGGAGGAGGUGGCGUAGGCGGUGGCCCACAGCCGCACAUGGCGCCCCAGCAGGGCGGUCAGUAUAUGCCACAGGCGUAUCGCGGACGUGGCCAGUUUGUGCCGCAGGGAGCUGGUGCCGGUGGCAUGCCGCCACGAUUCCAGCAGUAUCCCAAGCGGGAGUAUCAGCAACAAGGAGUGGCCCACUACGGCCAGCAGGCCGUUCAGCAUCAGCAGCAACAACAACAGCAGCAGGUGCAGCAGGCAGGCCAGCAGACCAAGCCGCCCAAGGAUGAUGGCAACAAGUAUGCACCACCGCCACCGGCUGCGGUGACCACCUCGCUGGUCCAUUACACGCCAGCCAAUUCGCCACCGAUUGCGGCCGUAGCUGCUGCCGCUGCAGCAGCCGCCGGACGAGCAGCAGCUGUGGCUCCGGCUCCCGGUGCCGCCUACAUGUACGAUGCGGCCGGCGUUCUGACCACCGCCGCUGCGCCGGGCACCAAUCCAUAUGCCAACCAGUUCAGCAUGCCGGCCACCUACUAUGCCGCCCAGCAUCACCAGUUCGCCCCAGCCGUGGCAGGACCCGGACCAGGACCCGGCCAGGCCAUCGAGCAGGCGGGACACCAAUAGGUUAUUGCGCUCACGGGAGGAAAUGGUAUGGAAAUGGACGUAGAAGUGGAAGUGGAUCGUGGAGAGCUACAACAACAACAGCUUUAGUAAAAUCAACAACAAUGCUAGCAACAACAACUUUAACAACUAUACCAACACCAACACCGACGACAUGGACAAAGAAAUCAACAAUUAUUCGACCACACUCGUGAAAUCCAAAUGCAUAUGAUGAUAAAUGAAAGAAAGGAUAUAAUUUUGCCAAACAUAUAAGAGCAUAUAAUAGCUGCUCUUUAAAUUCUGAGCGAAAAUCAUUGCCUUUUUUGUUUCUAUAUUUCUCAACACCCCCAGCUUACUACUAUUAUUAGUACUUUUGUGUUCUCUUUUGCUUAUUUAAGCAUUCGCAGUUUGUGUUUGCGAUACAAUUUGACAUCUACCCCCCCGACCUUUCAUUCGUUACUGUUCUCUGGACAAACAGCCCAAGCCAUCAAUAACCAGGGCCAACGCUUGGAUCGUCGGCCUCGAAACCCUUUUAUGUUUUCCAAACACAAGGUAAAACGAAACAAAUAUCAAGAACACCUCGAAAGGGAAUGAUUAUUGUAGUUUUUAAGCUUUUCCACACAAAAGAAACACACACACACCCCGACAGUUGCAUGUUCUUCGAAUGUUUAAAAGAAUUAAGUAAGUUAUUUUUAUUAUUCUUUUUCGCCAGGCAAAAUCGAGUAUACUCAGCGUUUUAUAGCCAUUCAGUUGGUUGAUCAACGUUCAUACAUUUAUAUGUUAUACCUAAAAAAAAACAAAACAAGAAAGGAUCUAGAGACAGACACUGUUAAUUAAGUGAUAUUUGUAAAUUCGUGUGUAUCAAUCUUUACACAAAGCCAAGAACACAAGCACGCAACCAAAAAACAAAAAUAUUGAAUUCGAAAAUUGUCAAAAACAAAGUAAGGGAUUGAAACAAAAAAAAAACCCUUUUCACUAACUUGGUUGGUAUGAAAUGAACGGUUUGCUUACAAUAACACAUUUAAAUACAUGUUUAAUUAUUUUAUAGACAUAUAUAUACAUUAUCCGAGCGAAAUUUGCAACAAACAAUUACAACAAAGGGAAAACUGACUAAAUUCUACACAAAUUCCAUUUAAGAAAACGCAGCUAACGGUUGAGAUAUAUAAUGUACACCUAUGUUUUGGCCAAAUCCAAAAUAGGCGAAAAGGGAAAUGGGCAGCGCUGCUUUGGUAGGAAGUAUGUUAAAGAAAAACUAACAAACUAAAACAAGUUACAAUCGAUAAUAAUAAAACAAUUAUAAAGCAAUGGGAGAACACGAACACAGCCACAUAGAACCCACACAAGCACACGCAUUCACACACACACACCCACACUGACAUAAAAGCACUCAACACACACACACACCCACAAACACCACAAGGACAAGCAAAUUUACAGUUAUCAUUUAAUUUCCCAUUUUGAUACAUAUAUGUGUGUAUUCUAUAUAUGCUAUAUAUAUAUUUACAUGUAUGUGUAGAUUCGAGCUUGAUUUUCAAUGGAGAUUAAAACAAAAACUCAUUUUGUUGAACAUUUAUAGAAUUCGAUAAUAAUCCCCUAACACAACAUUCGCAUAAAUUAACGAGGUUUUUUCAAAAGUUCUAUGCAAAUACUUGAAAAUACAAAAAGAAAAAUUCAAUUACAAUUUUCAAUUAUUCAAAGACCAAAGAACAGAAGCAGUUGAAAAUAAGAAGAUAGAAAGCGAAGAAAAAAGAAAAGACGCCACAUUCAUCCAUAAAAACAAGUAAAGCGAACACGAAACAAGAGGAAAAGAAGGAGGAACACAAAACAAGGUUAGAAGAUCGAAUAAUGCCAAGCAAUGCCACACGAAAAUAAUGAUAAUAAUAAUACAGCAAACAUAAUGCAUACUUCUGACUAUUCCAAAAAGCUCAUUUUUUUCGUAUCCCCAUAUCUUUAUUUGUUAUUUGAUUUGAAAAUCGCUUCGAUUUGUAUCAUUAAUUUUCCUCUUCCGAAUACUUUUGGCCAGAGUUCAGGAUGAGUAAAUAAGUAGUAGUAACAUUAAUUGGCAGCUCCAGUCAUAUAGUUAGCAGUAAUAUAUCCAAAUAUCGUCUGUUCAAGCAGUUGUCCAUGUUGUUGCAAGCAGUGCGUUAUCCUCGCCACGGGAAAGCAGUACAAAAAAGCCGAAAAAUUUUUGGAAAACGUAACGGACACAAGGGAAUAUUCUACAGUCGAAUUGUGUGAGAACAAGUACACAAGGAAAAUAGAUGAAAAUCAUGUAAAUUAUAUUAUAAAUAUAUUUGUUAGCCUAGCCGAUCGGGGGGUGUGAAAGGAACAUUUCUAUUCAUUUUUUUUUAUUAGUUCUCUACGUAUACGGUUUCUUUUUAGCAAAUAAAAAAAAUCGGGAAAAACAUGAGGGAAUAUUUAUAUAGGGUGUAUCGUCAACACAAGGAUCUCUUUUUUAAAGCAAAACGGACGGGAGACUCGAAUUCUUCUAUAUACAUACAUAGACCUAUAAUUCAUAGAGAAUUUCACUUUUAUUUCAUUUCAUUUUUGGUUUCCUUGGGGUUAGUCGACUUCCAUACAUUUUGAAAAUCAUUGGAGAGACGGGUUUCAAAACCUACAACUAGAUGUUUUAUUUUCUUAUAUACUCUAGGCGUAUACGCAAAGUUACCAAGUGAAUUAACGUUUUUAUUUUUAUAAUUUCAUACUUCUUUAUUAUAAUUUCGAUGCAACCGAAUUGUGAUGAUGUGAUAGACUUAUAUAAACAAACGAAAAUACAAAAAUACUAAUUAAUAACCAAUUUAAAUGAAGUAAUCGCAGUGCCCCCAAAAAGGCCAGGCCAAAAACACUGAAACUGAAACUGAAGCAGAGGCAGCUGAAACUGAAGCUGAAUCUGAAUCGAAAUCAGUAACUGAAUCAGAAGAGAAAUAUGAAUAUAUGUUAUGUAUUUGUAUUAUUGUCGUUGUCGUUGUCGCUCAUAGACAAUGUCUGAUGGCUACAAUAUAAUGUAUUAUGGAUGACUUGAGGCAUACAUUCUUUUUUUGAAGAAAUAAAACUAUAGAGCGCGAUAUUUGUAUUGUAUUUAUCUAUAAGUUGUUGUGUACACACUGCGAAAAGAAACAAACAAACCAAACAACAAACUAAAAAAAAAAGCAAAAAAAACAAUGGAACACACAAAAUCAAAAGAAAACAAAAAAAAAGAGCAAAAGAAGUUGAAACUGAUAAAAUUUAAGAGUAACUGAAACCGAAAGCACCCAAAAACAGAAGGGGAAAGCGGAGAAUUCGUUGUUCCCUUCGCACUUUUGAGGCAAGUCCUUCGUUUAAGUCCUGAUCGAUCGCUCUAUCUCUGUCUCCAUCCCUAACUCUCUCAGACCCCCCGCCCCGCCCCCUUAUACGAUAUAUUUCUCGCUCGCAGUCUCUUCUUGAAACGAUAGAUUUAAAACGAUAGAAAUUCGCAUAUACAUAUAUUUUUGAAAGUAUAGAAUUGCAACUUUUGAAAAAAUGCAACCAAAAAUAAAGACGAAAGACUAAAGCCAAAAACAAAAUGAAUUCAAUUGUUUGAAGCAAGAACAAGAGAAUAACGGAGAAAGUGCAACGAAGUGCCGUUAUUUCGAUAGUUUGUAUAGUUAUUUUUGUUUUUUUUUGUAAUACUUAUUUUCUGUUUCGUUUACUUAGAGAACUUAAAAUCGUUUACACACACAUACACACCCACACACACAAAUACGCGUUUUUGAUUUAGUUUUCGUUUUUGCGUUUGUUUAACUUUUUUAUUUGUUUUGUUUUAAGCUUUUUCGUUGGUAAACCAAAAUAUGUAUAUAUGUGUAUGUAUGGGCAUACAUGUAUCAAUGUCGAUGAAGUCGAUAAAGUGAAUGCAUUUACCGUUACAGUGCGAUGCGCACAAGUGCCAAAAAUGCAGCAAAAACACCCGCACACACCCACGCACUCGGACACACACACACACAUACACUCACACGACAACAAUUAAACAAAGACACGUACACGCCAACAACCACACACACAAGUUUCUUAUAGAUGAUACAAAACACAAACGAAAACAUUACAUGUGCACAGUGGGAACAUCCUGUGCGACCCACUGUGCACGCAAAGCCUACAAAACAAGCAUACUUUUAAGCGCCAAAGUUAGGAGCGUCUUUUGAGGGUUCUAAAAACAAAAUAAGAAAACCAUUAAACACCAGACUUGUUGGGCAAUUAACAUUUAACUGCUGGAUGUAGGCUAAAUUUUUGCCAUCGGCAGACGGAACUAACUUUAAAAUAAUAAAAAUAAUACAAGUUGAAACCAAAACCCAUUGUGAUAACAGCUGCGUAAACGAAACACGUUAGAACCUUACUUGUACGUAUUUCGAUUGCAAUUCGAUAAAACGGGGAUCCCCCACUAAGUCCUAAAUAAUACAAAUUCAAUCAAAAGCAAGCAAGCCAACAAUUUAUCCAAACUAGUUUUUAAACGAAUACAAAACAACUCACCCAGCCGCACACACACACACACGUAUUUUUACUGAUUUGAAAAGAAGAAGAACUAUUCUUGAUUUUCAUUUGUUGUGUUGACCAAUGCAAAUUUUAGCGACAAAUUAAGAAAAGAAGAAAAUACACAUACCAGAAAACAAAAAAAAAAGAAACAAACACAAAUGCAAAUUCUUAGCCAUUUCGAAGGAGCGUGCAUUUAGAAUAUUACAUCAACUAAUAUUUACACUUGCAUAUAUUCAAAGCAAACCAUUUGAAUAAAUUCUAAAUAUUUACUAUAGAUCACUAACACAAAAUGAUGCAUACAAUGUUGAUGCAAAUCCAUAAACGAGAAGCCAAGCAAACGCGUUUGAAUGAAUGUUUGCAGCUUAAGCUAAGUUAGCACACACAAUAUAUUAUAUUAAUUAUAACGAAACGAUAUAGGUAUGCAAUAUAAUGCAUAUAUUUAUAAUGCACCGCCUCCCCCUUUUUCCCGUCGUCGCAAAACCCAAGAAAGUUGCGUCGGAAAAAGGGGCGAUAACUAAAUUGUAAUCAAUUUACCUAUCUUAUACUAGAUUAUACGAACCCAUAAACACAACCCCGUCCUCAUUUAGAAAUCGGACAGCAAACCUUCCCCUUGGUCCCGCAUCCCAAAAUGUUAAACACGAAAACGUCAAAAAAAAAAAGAAACGCAUAAAUAUGAAAUAUGUAACGGAAAUCUUUACAAAAAGCGAAAUAGGUAUCUUCUAUAUAAUAAAUAAACGCCAACAAAAAUCACUUAAA